Molecule: messenger RNA, 1232 nt
Organism: Caenorhabditis sp. 36 PRJEB53466
Lineage: Eukaryota; Metazoa; Nematoda; Chromadorea; Rhabditida; Rhabditidae
Source: the annotation of a GenBank genome assembly
AUGCAGAUUUCAGACGACUUGGAGGAGGAGAUGAAAAACCGCGAAAGCCAGACAAAAUGGGACAGCUAUAAGCAGGUCAUCACUGCCGUCUCCGCUUAUUGGCAAGUUUUUGAAAGAAAUUCUUAGAAAUGGCAUUAAAUUGUGUUUUUAAAGGGUCUUCUCAAUUGGAUUAGUAUUUCUGAACAAGUAUCUACUGUCCAGUGUCAAGGUAAGUUCUCAGCUUUUCAAUUCAAAGUGCUAAGCUCAUAGUUUUGCAGCUCGACGCGCCGCUCUUCAUCACCUGGUACCAAUGCCUGGUCACCGUUUUUCUCUGUCUUCUCCUCAGUCGAAUCUCGAAGACGUACGGAACAUUCAAGUUCCCCUCAAUGCCACUCGACGCCAAAAUCAGUCGCGAAGUUCUGCCGCUCUCCGUCGUCUUCGUCGCCAUGAUCUCCUUCAACAAUCUGUGUCUCAAGUACGUCGGCGUCAGCUUCUACUACGUCGGCCGCAGUCUGACCACCGUCUUCAACGUCGUCUGCACCUAUCUGAUUCUCGGACAGAGGACGUCGGGAAAAGCGAUCGCCUGUUGUGCGCUCAUCAUUUUUGGAUUCUUGUUGGGGGUCGAUCAGGAGGGAAGCUCCGGAUCUCUAUCCUACGUCGGAGUGGUCUUCGGAGUCCUGGCCAGUCUCUCAGUGGCUCUGAAUGCGAUUUACACCAAGAGGUUUGAGCUUUGAAGCUAAAAUGAGCACAUCACAAAAUAAUUUGUUCUUUGCAGAGUGCUCUCCUCCGUCGGUGAUUGUUUGUGGCGUCUAACCAUGUACAAUAACCUGAACGCGCUCGUUCUCUUCCUCCCGCUCAUGCUCUUCAACGGCGAGUUCGGAGCCGUCUUCUACUUUGACAAUCUCUUCGACGUCACCUUCUGGAUUCUGAUGACGAUCGGCGGCGUGUUUGGCUUCAUGAUGGGCUACGUAACGGGAUGGCAGAUUCAGGCGACGUCGCCGCUCACUCACAACAUUUCCGGAACCGCGAAGGCGGCCGCACAGACCGUGAUGGCUGUCGGCUGGUAUUCGGAAGUGAAGACUGGCCUCUGGUGGACCAGCAACUUUGUCGUGCUGUUCGGCUCGGCAAUGUAUACGUACGUUCAGAAGCAGGUGAUGGACAAGAAGAACGCCGGAGCGUCGGCAUCCAGUCAGGCCAAAUCGGACGAGAUCAAGCUCCUCGGAAGGAAUGGAGAAGCCGAGGAAUCAGUCUGA